Molecule: messenger RNA, 1405 nt
Organism: Symsagittifera roscoffensis
Lineage: Eukaryota; Metazoa; Xenacoelomorpha; Acoela; Convolutidae
Exons: 2
Coding region: 60-1007 (315 amino acids)
Biological process (GO): regulation of DNA-templated transcription
Cellular component (GO): nucleus
Molecular function (GO): RNA polymerase II transcription regulatory region sequence-specific DNA binding; DNA-binding transcription factor activity, RNA polymerase II-specific
Source: RefSeq, a predicted model, not a curated record
UCAUAUGUCGACCAUUUAAUUCUGAUUCAGGAUACUCAUGUUUUUGGCUUUUAUGGGCAAUGGAUCAAAGAAGAAGUUAUAUAGUGUUAUCCAGCGCUGAUAUCAAUGCGAAGAAAAAAUUGGUAGUUCACCCAACAGUUCGACCUCCGAUUGUACCUCUUCAAGUGAAAGACGAGCCAAUUCAGAGGAAUGAUGUUUUUCUGACUGCUUUUCAUGAUUACGCAUCCAGUGAUCAUGAUAAUCAAAGUGAAGAUGACAACAAACCACCACGAAAAAAAGCAUGCCUGGCUCAGCUGAGCGAAGAUGAGAAGAACCUUCGUCGGAAAAUGAAGAAUCGCGAGUCUGCGCAAACUGCGCGAGACAGAAAGAAAUGUUAUCUGGAAUCCCUAGAGAAGCGUGUAAAUGAGCUUGAACAGGAAAAGUUAACCCUUCAUCAAGCAAAACAGUUUGUCGAUGAAAAAUGCUCGAACCUUGAAGAUGAGAACAGAAAACUCAGACAACAAUUAUUACAGGGUGAUGUAGGAAACAGCGGCUUUGUGAAGAAGGACCCCAAAGCAGACGUUAGCCACUGGGAAAGUGUGUGUCGACAAUUGAUGGCCGAAAAGGAAGAAUUGAAAAUAAAGGUCCAAGAGUUGGAGGAAAAGCUAAAUGGCAGCGCAGUUGCUGAGUUGGCAAGUUGCAGCAACGAUCAGUUGGAGCACUUCUAUCCAAUUGAGAGUGAGGUCGAAGUCAAAACGUGUGAAGAAAGUUCUGAGUCCGCAGCACUCGAGGUAUCUCCGCAGCAGAGCCACUUUCUUCGCGCGUUAACGAUGAUGGUCUCAUUGUUGCUUCUGUCGACGAAGUUUCACGUUGCCUCGAGAGGAUCUAUGACAUUGCUGGAGCAUGUUCUGAGACAGACGUACGAGGAACAACUGGCUUUCAAAGAAAUAUGUCCCAAGGAUCCACUGGAGAGCACUAUGUCCGAGGAAGACCAGAUUCUGGAAAUGGAGGCGAAAGAGCCACCCUAGAAAUACCACAUUCCAUAUCAACAAAUGUUUCACAUAAUUACAGCACCACAAAAUGUGGAACUCAUCCCCCCUUUAAUGAUUCGUUUUCCCAAAAUGAUAUAAUAAAUACAAGUAAUGGCUUUGACGAAAAUAUACCGAUUUCAUUUGACUGUUCAGAUAACUUAUUUGAUGGAUUUGAAGUUCCAGAAGAUUUGGAUUUGCAAAAUCCGGAUUUGUCACUUUUCGACGACUUUCUGUAAAUUAUUGGUGUCCUAAAUUGUGUCAAAUUUAUCUUUAUUUUGUGAAAAUGCUUACUGGCGUGGUUUGUGUCAUCUUAAAAUGUACUAUAACUGUGCAAUUAAAUAAACUAUGAAUAUUGUGAAGCCAUAUUAUACAAAAUUUAUUUAUAUCAUUGGAAA